CUUCCUAUCCUCAUGUUGGCCAUUAAACACACUAUUCCCAAGGUGUGCACACAAAUUGCACGACCCACUCUUCUUUCACGUCGCUGGAUCUCAACAACUCCUCAAUCAUCAGACGAAAAGAACUCCAACACGACUCAAUACGAUGGCAUUCUAAGUGUAUUAGGUCAAAGCAAAACAGAUGCUGAAAGCAGCAGCAGUGCCUCUAGUUUAUUACCUAACAAGAACGACAAAGGAUUCCCAAUUGGACUCGAAAGUAUUUCUGCCACAUUAUCUACCAUGAACCAACCUCCUUUCCAACUUCAUAUCAAUGCUACUUUUAACAACACCAUCAUUACCUUGACUCGACCCAACGGUGCACCACUUGUGACUACCUCAGGUGGAUCUGCAGGUUUCAAAAAAGCAGCUCGUAGUGGCUAUGAAGCUGCUCAUCAAGCUGCUAUUCAAUUGUUGGAUAAGAUGAAUGCUAAAAAUGUACAGGUCUCCAAUGUGCAUAUUGUAUUGAAGGGAUUUGGUCCUGGUCGUGAUGCUGCCUUUAAGGCAUUGGUCAGUGGUACCUCAUGGAACGUGAAGCGUAUUACAGAUGCUACACCUACUCCUUUUGGUGGUUGUAGACCCAAGAAAGCUAGACGUCUUUAAACGUUUAUAUAUGUAGUUUAGAAUAAACAAAUUAUUUUAUUAAAC
Gilbertella persicaria is the source of this 681-nucleotide messenger RNA. RefSeq lists its product as uncharacterized. The record is from RefSeq and is a predicted model, not a curated record. The coding region runs from base 13 to 636 and encodes 207 amino acids. Gene Ontology annotation, cellular component: mitochondrial small ribosomal subunit; ribosome. Lineage: Eukaryota; Fungi; Mucoromycota; Mucoromycetes; Mucorales; Choanephoraceae. Gene Ontology annotation, biological process: maturation of SSU-rRNA from tricistronic rRNA transcript (SSU-rRNA, 5.8S rRNA, LSU-rRNA); translation; ribosomal small subunit assembly. Gene Ontology annotation, molecular function: mRNA 5'-UTR binding; small ribosomal subunit rRNA binding; structural constituent of ribosome. The transcript has a single exon.